Molecule: messenger RNA, 2256 nt
Organism: Rhodamnia argentea
Lineage: Eukaryota; Viridiplantae; Streptophyta; Magnoliopsida; Myrtales; Myrtaceae
Product: adagio protein 3
Exons: 2
Coding region: 66-2006 (646 amino acids)
Biological process (GO): response to blue light; circadian rhythm
Cellular component (GO): cytosol; SCF ubiquitin ligase complex; nucleus
Molecular function (GO): protein binding
Source: RefSeq, a predicted model, not a curated record
CUCUCUCUCUCCCUCUCUCGCUCUAUCUCGCUCUCGACAGCGAAAACCUGAAGAAUCUCUCGCCCAUGGCGGCAAGCAAAGAAGAGGAGGAGCUUAAGGGGUCCGGCAAGAGGCUCAAAUGCUCCACGACCGGCCGAUACAAAGUAGUUGUGGAGGAUAUCAUGCCAUUUGAAGAAGAGGAAGGAAUGGAAGAUGACGACGAUGGUGGCGAUGAGCAGUUGGAGGAUAGCGAGCUCCCGCUGAAGCCCGGGCUCUCCUUCUACCCACUGACCCCCACGUCCUUCGUUGUGUCCGACGCCCUCGAGCCCGAUUUCCCCAUCAUUUACGUGAACACCGUCUUCGAGAGCUUCACCGGGUAUAGGGCCGACGAGGUUCUAGGUCGGAACUGCCGAUUCUUGCAAUAUAGAGAUCCUCGUGCUCAGAGACGGCAUCCUUUGGUUGACCCAGUGAUUGUUUCUGAAAUCAGACGAUGCCUUGAGCAAGGUCUUGAAUUUCAAGGCGAGCUCCUCAACUUCAGGAAGGAUGGCACUCCUUUGGUGAAUAGGUUAAAGCUGGCUCCAAUACACGAUGAUGAUGGAAUAGUCACGCAUGUAAUAGGCAUUCAAAUGUUUUCUGAAGCAAAAAUUGAUCUGAACUGCAUAUCUUAUCCUGUUUUCAAGGAGACCUACAACAACGAGUGUGAGCAGAUGAGUGUAUACACUCGAAAAGAUGGGCCAUUGCCUUUUGUACAGCAUCAAGAAAUGUGUGGGAUACUUCAACUUUCUGAUGAAGUUUUAGCGCACAAUAUUUUGUCACGGCUAACACCAAGGGACGUGGCAUCGAUUGGAUCUGUCUGCAGAAGGAUUCGCCACCUAACGAAGAAUGAGCAUCUAAGGAAGAUGGUUUGUCAAAAUGCAUGGGGAAGAGACGUCACAGGCGCUUUGGAAAGGAUGACUGAGAAAUUAGGCUGGGGGCGUUUGGCUAGGGAAUUGACGACUCUGGAGGCUGUUUGCUGGAGGAAAUUGACGGUUGGAGGAGCGGUGGAACCUUCAAGGUGCAACUUCAGUGCUUGUGCUGCAGGGAAUCGGCUUGUGCUGUUUGGAGGUGAAGGGGUUAACAUGCAGCCGAUGGAUGAUACAUUUGUGCUCAACCUCGAUGCUGCAAAUCCAGAGUGGAGACGUGUGAGCGUGGAAUCGUCUCCCCCAGGCCGGUGGGGCCACACACUUUCGUGCCUCAAUGGAUCAUGGUUAGUGGUGUUUGGAGGUUGUGGGAGGGAAGGAUUGCUCAACGACGUGUUUGUGCUGGAUUUGGAUGCAAAACAGCCGACUUGGAAAGAAGUCUUUGGUGGGACCCCGCCUCUUCCUAGAUCUUGGCACAGCUCUUGCACUGUGGAGGGUUCUAAGCUGGUUGUCUCUGGUGGUUGCACCGAUGCUGGAGUACUCCUCAGCGACACUUACUUAUUGGAUCUCACCACAGACAAGCCUACAUGGAAGGAGGUCCCUACGUCUUGGGCUCCACCGUCAAGAUUGGGACAUUCUCUCUCGGUUUAUGGGAGGACAAAGCUCCUCAUGUUUGGCGGGCUGGCGAAAAGUGGGCAUUUGAGGCUGCGAUCGGGUGAGACCUACACCAUUGACUUGGACGAUGAAGAGCCGCGAUGGAGACAGUUGGAGUGCAGUGCAUUGACAGGCAUCGGCAGUCAAAGCGCUGUGGUCCCACCUCCUAGACUGGACCAUGUGGCGGUCAGCAUGCCUUGUGGUCGGAUUUUGAUAUUUGGUGGUUCUAUAGCAGGCUUGCACUCACCAUCUCAAGUCUUCCUAUUGGAUCCUUCCGAAGAGAAGCCAUCUUGGAGGAUUCUUAAUGCUCCAGGACAGCCGCCGAAGUACGCAUGGGGACACAGUACCUGUGUUGUUGGAGGCACGCGAGUUCUGGUAUUAGGCGGUCAUACUGGGGAAGAGUGGAUCCUGAAUGAAUUGCAUGAACUGUGCUUGGCGAGCAGGCAAGAUAUGGAUGCUGUUUCAGAUGUGUAAUUUUCGACAAGACGCUUUGAGUUUCUUGGUUUGCUCUGAGUCCUGCAAGAGAGUUUUUGAGCGUGCUGCUAUCCUCUCUCCCUUUCCAUCCCUCACCAGUUACUUUUCCUGGUAAUGUAAAUUGGUGGCUUUAUCUGAAGCUUGUCAUCUUUUUCCUCGACAUGUUUGUGUAAAAUUUGCCUUGUUCACUAGGUGACUCUUUGUACAUUAUGCGGAUUGAUGGUGAACAUGCUAUUACUUGUUUGAGAGA